UAGCUUUAUCAGGUGCAAGUAGAAGCUUAACCAUUUGUUGAUAUCAUAAUCAUAUUCGUGGGGUUAGAUUAUUAUAAGUACAUGUAAAACAACUUGAAAUACACACAGCAAUGCCUUGAUAGUUCUGAAUUUAAUUUACGCUGUAAAAAUAUUUGUUGUUAAGGUCAUAAUAGUCGAAAACGAAGUAAAUUAUGAUUAAGACUUACUGUUCACCUCUGUUUGUAUUAUGUACUACAAUUACAAUUAUUAUUAUAGGUUUCUCAGAAGUAUGUUUCACUGAACAAGAAGUUCGCAGACCUUGUUAUAGUAGAGACUAUGGCCAAGGAAGUAUUGUAUGUGUUUGUAACUCAACAUACUGUGACACAUUUAGGCCUCAACUCAAGCCAAAACCAGAAAUUCUGACAGUGUAUGAAAGUAACAAAGAAGGGAAGAGAUUUUAUGAGAAAACUGUGAAAUUCACAUAUGGAUCAAACCUAUCUGGUCAAUAUGAGACUGUUGUCACAGUAAACAAAUCACAGAAGUUCCAGGAGAUACUAGGAUUUGGUGGAGCUUUCACUGAUGCAGCUGGUAUAAACAUUGUUAGUCUACCAAAGAAAAUGCAGGAUAUGCUUAUUUCAUCCUACUUCAGUCCAGAUGGUCUUGAAUAUUCAAUUGGAAGAGUACCUAUUGCAAGCUGUGACUUCUCAACUCACGAUUAUUCAUAUGAUGAUAUUCCUGGAGAUUUCAACUUGACUUAUUUUCAGCUUACUAAAGAGGAUCAUUUAUACAAGAUUCCGUUAAUUCAGAAAGCCAUGAACGUAAGCUCCUUUCAAAUUCUGUUCUACGGGAGUCCCUGGAGUUCACCUGCAUGGAUGAAAACUAACGAAAAUAUGACUGGGAAGGGCACAUUAAAAGGAGAGGUUGGAGGCAAAUAUUAUGAAACAUGGGCAAAUUAUUUUGUCAGAUUUCUCAAAGCAUAUGCAGCUUACAACAUAACUUUCUGGGGUAUCACAGCACAGAAUGAACCUCUAAAUGGUUUUCGAGACAACUUCCCAUUCCAGUGUCUUGGUUUCACACCAGAUUCUCAGCGAGAUUUCAUCAAAUUUCACCUUGGCCCUGCUCUAGAAAAAGCAGGUUUUGGACCCAACAAGCUACAACUUAUGAUCAUGGAUGAUCAGAGGCCUCUUCUUCCUAAAUGGGCAGAAAAGGUACUCCAAGAUCCUGUAGCAGCCAAGUACGUGAAUGGUAUAGGAUUUCACUGGUACAUGAACCUUGUGGCACCACCAAAGCUGUUAGACAUAACUCAUGAAAUGUUUCCUAACAAAUUUCUUCUGGCAACUGAAGCUUGUGAAGGGUCUUUUCCUUGGCAGAAAAACAAAGUUAUUCUUGGAAGUUGGGAACGUGCUGAAAACUAUGCUCAUGAUAUCAUACAGGAUCUUCUUCACUGGAGUGUUGGAUGGGUAGACUGGAACUUAGCUUUGGACCUUAGAGGUGGGCCAAACUGGGUUAAUAAUUUUGUUGAUUCCCCAGUUAUUGUCAAUGCCACAGCCAAAGAGUUUUACAAGCAACCUAUGUACUAUGUCUUAGGACAUUUUAGUAAAUUUAUUCAGCGUGGAUCGUAUCGUAUAGGAGUUUCUCAGACAGGGAGUUCUGGUCUCGAGGUAGCAGCUUUCAUGACUCUAAAUAGAACAUCAGUUUUGGUGGUUGUGAACAGAAAUGCUAAUCCUGUCAAUCUGAUGAUAAAGGAUCCUGAGCUGGGUCAUGUGGUCAACACAGUGUCAUCCCAUUCCAUACAAACUUAUGUUUGGCAGGGAAAGAAAUAGUUAAUAAGUCUAGCUGUCAUCAAGGACUUUAUAUAUUAGUAUAAUUUACUUGAAAAUUACCUGAAGUAUAAAUACUUGAUAAAUCUAUCAUUAUUUGCACGUGAAUUGUGCAUAUGUUUCAUAAUCAUACUUUGUAUAAUUCCAAUUCUGUUAGAGGAUGAAUUUAAACUUCUAAGAUGAUUUAUGUCUCAAAAGAAAACUGUUUAAUUGUUAUUCACAUUAAUAUUUGUUGCAUUUUGAAAUAUGUUGUGAAUAAACUUUCGAAAACUUUA
This is a messenger RNA of Limulus polyphemus (Atlantic horseshoe crab), 2074 nucleotides long. RefSeq names its product glucosylceramidase-like. The coding region runs from base 192 to 1802 and encodes 536 amino acids. Gene Ontology annotation, biological process: glucosylceramide catabolic process. The record is from RefSeq and is a predicted model, not a curated record. Gene Ontology annotation, molecular function: glucosylceramidase activity. NCBI's taxonomy places the organism in Eukaryota, Metazoa, Arthropoda, Merostomata, Xiphosura, Limulidae. The transcript is spliced from 10 exons.